Molecule: messenger RNA, 306 nt
Organism: Brugia malayi
Lineage: Eukaryota; Metazoa; Nematoda; Chromadorea; Rhabditida; Onchocercidae
Product: CRIPT protein, putative
Exons: 3
Coding region: 1-306 (101 amino acids)
Biological process (GO): cytoplasmic microtubule organization
Cellular component (GO): dendrite
Molecular function (GO): microtubule binding; PDZ domain binding
Source: RefSeq, a predicted model, not a curated record
AUGGUGUGUGACUCAUGUGUAAAAAAACUUGGUAAAGUAGCGGCCAUUGAUCCGUAUCGAACAAAAUCACGUAACGAAUGCGCUGGGCCGAUUAAAAAAGGUGGUAAUGAAAAUAAGCUCCUUUCAACUAGGAAAGACAGAUUCCAGCCGUAUAAUCAGGAAUUCAGGAAGUGUCGAAUUUGCAAAACUGUUGUUCAUCAAGUCGGUUCACAUUAUUGCCAGCAAUGUGCAUAUCAAAAAGCCAUCUGUGCAAUGUGUGGUAAGAAGAUGGCCGAUACCAAGAAACUGAAAAUGUCUUCUGUAUAA